AUGGAAGAAGCUCUUGUUUCUGCUUUUCCUCUUCCUAGAGGAUUAAGACUUUCUCUUGAAGAAGGAGAGUUACUUGAGGAUGCUGAGGUGUACAGGAGAAUUAUUGGCAAGUUGCUCACCUCUGAUCAAUCAUUGUUUAUGUAUCGUCGCGGUACUUCUAUGACAUAUUUGUCACUAUAUGUGCAUGAUAUUAUUUUGACAGCUUCUUCAGAUGCUCUACUUCGGUCUAUCAUGACUAAACUGAGUUCUAAAUUUGCUAUGAAAGAUUUGGGUGCUCUCAGUUAUUUCUUGGGCAUUGUUAUUACCCGUCAUGCACGUGACCUCUUCCUUUUUCAGCGAAAUUAUGCUACUGAGAUCAUUGAAUGUGAUGGAAUGUCUGCUUCCACGCCCUUUUCUACGCCUGUGGAUACCAAGCCUAAACUGAGUUCCACCUCCAGUGAUCCCUAUGCAGACCCUUCUUUGUAUCGUAGUCUUGUUGAGGCUCUUCAAUAUCUCACCUUCACCAGGCCUGACACUUCAUACGUUGUGCAGCAAGCUUAUUUAUAUAUGCAUGACCCUCGAGAUGUACACAUGCAUGCACUGAAGACCAUUGUGCGCUUUACAGGGUACUCUGGAUCAUGGGUUACAUCUCAACCCCUCCUUUAUCUCCAAUCUCAUUGCAUACACUGA
Messenger RNA from Beta vulgaris subsp. vulgaris (sugar beet), 669 nucleotides. RefSeq lists its product as uncharacterized. Bases 1 to 669 code for a protein of 222 amino acids. The record is from RefSeq and is a predicted model, not a curated record. The transcript has 2 exons. NCBI's taxonomy places the organism in Eukaryota, Viridiplantae, Streptophyta, Magnoliopsida, Caryophyllales, Amaranthaceae.